Messenger RNA from Diorhabda carinulata, 1063 nucleotides. RefSeq lists its product as uncharacterized. The transcript is spliced from 4 exons. Lineage: Eukaryota; Metazoa; Arthropoda; Insecta; Coleoptera; Chrysomelidae. The record is from RefSeq and is a predicted model, not a curated record. Bases 322 to 1041 code for a protein of 239 amino acids.
AAUUGCUUGAAUUUGUACUUCUCAGUUGACUAUUAUUUUUACAACCAAUUAUACAGAGUAGUAGAAAUGUUUUUUUAAAUUAUAUAUUAAUAGAAAACUAUUUUUUAAUAAUCCAAAUUUCCUAUCAUUAAGAAUGUAGUUUUGUACUUUUGUGCAAGUGACGUGAGAAACAAAUUCGGUAAUCGAUCGACACAUCUUGAUCAACUGAUGAGAAAAUAUUAACAAUCCGGCAACAUGUCAGUCUUUUAGUUGUCAAAAUUGAUAAAGUGUCUUUGGAAAAUAAAUAAAAAUGUAAAUUACGUAUUAAUAUGAAGAUCCAAAAUGAUUUUGGAUACAACGGAAUUACCGUUUUUCCCAAAAUAUCAAAUCGAACAAUAUUACAAUAAAAAUUUAUGGAUUAUUUGGUUCGAAGCUAAAUUCUCACAAUCUCAUUAUAACAUUCAAAACACAAAUAAAAGUAGUAAUGCCUGUACGUUAAUAGUAAUCCUAUUAGCUGGAAAGUGUAAUAAAUAUGAUAUUUUAUUAACUAAUCCCGUUAAUUCAAUGGUUCACCUUUUUGCUAUUAGCAUGUUGGAAGGUAAUAAAAUUUAUGAUACUCUCAAGCAAAAGAAUAUACUAAAACACGUAAAUUUGAACGUACCGGAAGCGAUAAGUUAUGGUGGAUCUGAUAUAUCCGAUAUAAUCGAAUGGAAAUGUUUGGUUUUUAUGGAACAACUAUCGAAAUCGUUGUAUAAAAAUAUAAAAUCAAAUUGGAAACAAUGGCUUCGAGCUGAUACUCGAAGACAUAAUAACAAUUUGUACGUAGUAUUAGUGGCAGAUUCAAGAACUGUACUUUUUAUAAUACAAUUCAAAACAAAAACGGUGGUAUUAAUAGAUUCACAUCUACAUAGUUAUACGAAAGGAGCAUUCAUGGCGUUUACCGAUAUAUCUAAAUUAAAUUAUCUUUGUUAUUGGUAUAGCGAUAUUUUACGUAAAUUUUAUAAUUCAACACCGCAAUUAUACGAACUUUCAUUUUUAUAUUUUCUCCCAUACAAUAAUUAAACAUAAAAAGUUUAUAAAAGAA